AUGGCCGAGGAUGCCAAAGAAGCCGAGACAGCCGAGGAGAUUGCUGCUCUUACAGCAGACGAUUUUUUUGCUUUGGCAUUUCGAAUUUUUGGCAACCAGAGAUGGGAGAAGAGGAAGAGAGAAACCAACGAGAACGAUUUCAAAGAUGCUUUUGGUGUUAUCCCCGAGACAUGCGUCAAGAUUUGGGAGGCGCUUCGUACGCACCAGAAUCCAGCUUUUCGGCUUCAAUCCAAGAGAAAUGACAAACCUGUUGGGCUGCUGUUUAUCCUCCGGUUUCUUUGGAGGUAUCCCACUGCCCUCGACCUUGGCAGAUUUUUCAAAGUCAAGAGCGAAAAUACGGUCAAAAAGUACAUCGAUAUUUGGCUGCCGAGGAUCCAUUCAUUGCUGAAACCAAAGCUUGGAAGCUUUGCUGAUCAUCAAGAUGGAUUGAUUUUUGUCUUCACCGUUGAUGGAACCCACUGCCGAAUUGAAGAGCCUCGCCCAUUUUCCACAGAUUGGUCAAGUCACAAAUUCGGAGGCAAAGCAGCCGUCAACUAUGAGCUAGCAAUCUGCAUUCACAAACCACAAUUAGCUUGGGUUUAUGGCCCUACGAAACCAGGAAAGUACAACGAUGUUUCGGUCUUUCGAUUGAAGCUCAAGGAGAAAAUGGAAGCUGAAUUGCCAGGUUGCCGAAUCAUUGGAGACAAGGGAUACAAGGGCGAGCCAGAUUUGAUCAGCUUGCGCAACGAAUUCGAUCCCGAAGAAAUUGCCGAGUUCAAGGAUAGAGCUUCGGCUCGGCACGAGAGCUUUAACCAAAAGCUCAAGUGCUUCAAGAUUCUAUCCGUGCCUUUCCGGCAUGGUGUCGCCAAUCACAAGAUGGCUUUUGAAGCCGUUUGUGUGGUGGUGAUGUUUCAGAUAGAGUGCGGUGGUGCAUCUCUAUUUGAUGCAUACCUCUAA
Messenger RNA from Seminavis robusta, 936 nucleotides. The record is from the annotation of a GenBank genome assembly. NCBI's taxonomy places the organism in Eukaryota, Bacillariophyta, Bacillariophyceae, Naviculales, Naviculaceae.